AUGUUUUUGUUGAAUCCUUUCUCCAAAACUCAGAUUGAACUACCCUCAUUAUUGUUGAGUGAAGAAGAAUAUGGUACAUUUAAAGAUGUCGCCGAAGAUACGAAUCGGCCUACACAUGAGGUAUUACUGGAUAGGCUUGUCCUUAAAGCUGCUUUAUUAGCUGAUCCUGAAAAGUGCUCAGACUAUGUCAUAAUGGUCACUAGCCACAGUGUUUCCGAGCUUAAAUUCUGGAGAUCUAGUGAUCCAUCUUGGAGUCGCAUAGAGAAUCCCGACCGUAUGUUUUUUGAUGUUAUAUGGUAUAAAGGAGCAUUUCAUGCUUUGUCAUUAUUCAAUGAAGUGUUUGAGAUUUGCCUCAGUCCAAAUUUGAAAUUAAAACAAAUUGCUUGUGCAUGGGGUCUUGAAGGUUUCUGCAGAUAUUUAGUUGAUUGCAUGGGUGAUUUGUUGAUUGUCAACAGAAUAACAGACGAAACAUACACUAUGCAUCUUUACACAAGGGCUUUUUUGGUUUUCAAGUUGGAUGAGAAAGUUAUGGAGUUCAUCAAAGUGAAAAGCAUUAGAGACCAUGCUUUGUUUUUAGGUAGAAAUUCGACAAUUGCUAUUCCAGCGAAUGAGUUUCCCGGAUGUUUGAGUAAUAGUAUUUAUUUUAUGGAUGAUUUAGCUGUUACUAGUCAUGAAUAUGGGUACGAAGAUUUUGGGCUCUACAACAUGAGAGAUAAGAUAUUCGAGAUAUUCCCUCCAAAGGAUGUCUAUACUACAUCUAAAUUUCAACCAUUGUGGUUGGAAGCUUGUCCAUGA
This is a messenger RNA of Dioscorea cayenensis subsp. rotundata (Guinea yam), 795 nucleotides long. Its product is annotated as F-box protein At2g26160-like. NCBI's taxonomy places the organism in Eukaryota, Viridiplantae, Streptophyta, Magnoliopsida, Dioscoreales, Dioscoreaceae. The coding region runs from base 1 to 795 and encodes 264 amino acids. The record is from RefSeq and is a predicted model, not a curated record. The transcript has a single exon.